Molecule: messenger RNA, 923 nt
Organism: Triticum dicoccoides
Lineage: Eukaryota; Viridiplantae; Streptophyta; Magnoliopsida; Poales; Poaceae
Product: 60S ribosomal protein L18-3-like
Exons: 5
Coding region: 155-718 (187 amino acids)
Biological process (GO): translation
Cellular component (GO): ribosome; cytosolic large ribosomal subunit
Molecular function (GO): structural constituent of ribosome; RNA binding
Source: RefSeq, a predicted model, not a curated record
GGACCGGACCCAACACAACACCAGGUUCCCGACCUGGUGCUGGUGCGCACAAACCCAUUCGAGUCGACUCCACCGCCGACCCUAUAUAUCCCUCACUCUUUCGGCUCGCCCGCAAAACCCUAGAACCCACCCCUACGCCGCCGCCGCCGCCGCCAUGGGUAUCGACCUCGUCGCCGGCGGCCGUAACAAGAGGACCAAGCGCACCGCGCCAAAGUCGGACGAUGUCUACCUCAAGCUUCUGGUGAAGCUCUACCGCUUCCUGGUGAGGAGGACCAAGAGCCAGUUCAAUGCCGUGAUCCUGAAGCGCCUCUUCAUGAGCAAGACCAACCGCCCGCCGCUCUCGCUUCGUCGCCUCGUCAAGUUCUUGGAUGGCAAGGAUAACCAAAUCGCUGUGGUCGUGGGCACCAUAACCGACGACAAGAGAGUUUACGAGGUGCCGGCGAUCAAGGUGGCAGCUCUCAGGUUCACUGAGACGGCAAGGGCCCGCAUUGUGAAUGCCGGUGGAGAAUGCCUCACCUUUGACCAGCUGGCCCUUCGUGCUCCUCUUGGCCAGAACACGGUUCUCCUGAGGGGUCCAAAGAAUGCCCGUGAGGCAGUGAGGCACUUCGGUAAGGCUCCUGGUGUGCCGCACAGCCAUACCAAGCCUUAUGUCCGCUCGAAGGGAAGGAAGUUUGAGAAGGCAAGAGGAAGGAGGAACAGCAGAGGCUUCAAGGUCUAGGUUCUUGCUUGGUGUUCAUGUGCUACACAGCUCUUGUUUGAGUCUGAGUUAUGUUAUUAUUAAGUGCUAGGAUCAUCUAAAUUUUGUUCGAAUGUCACGCACUGUGCUAUGUAUCCGUUUUACCGGAAACUGUAUUGUUUAACCUCUCUCAACUGGAAAUCUUUCAAGUAUCUGAUCCUCUUGAAUGAAGUAUGAUGGUUUGUUU